AUGGCUGAUCGACUGGCGCCGGUCUGCCCCCAACGUCCACCCGACGUUAGCAAUGAAACGGAAGCGCUUCAGCGAAUGCCGCGUCAAAGACUCGAUCAACUUCGCCGUCUUACAUCCUUCUUGGUCGGGCAGGAACAGCAAAGCGAGGACUGUCUAUACCUCAACUUAUACACGCCAGUUAUCGGUGCGGCUGAUCGAGGUCCCGGGGGUGCAAGCAAUGCUGGAAUCGGAUCUCCAUCAGCAGUCGCAUCAUCGUCGAGUUCAUCCAAUCUUCCACCAGCCGGCGACGGAAGCCGUGAUAGCAGCGGCCUUUUGCCCGUCCUUGUGUUCAUCCACGGUGAAUCAUUCGAGUGGAACUCGGGCAAUGCGUAUGACGGCUCAGUGAUCGCUGCUAGGGGACACGUGGUCGUCAUCACUCUGAAUUAUCGCCUUGGCAUAUUCGGUUUCCUUCCGCCUCUGGAAAGCGGUGGCCGAGGUGCAAAUAAUGGCCUUCUCGACGUUGUGGCUGCGUUACAUUGGGUGGCCGGUAGCGUUACCGAAUUUGGUGGCGACCCCUUAAAGGUGACCGUUUUCGGCCAUGGUCACGGUGCAGCCCUUGCCAAUUUACUCAUGCUGGCACCAAUGGCCAGAGGAUUAUUUCAACGAGUGAUCUUGAUGUCUGGGUCGGCGUUAAGUCCCUGGGCCAUGGCGAGAGAUUCUGUUAAAUACACCCGGCUCAUAGCGCAUGAACUUAACUGCCCAGUUGAUGACAAUCGAGCCCUAAUUGACUGCCUUAAAAGCCGAGCUGCCGCUGACAUUGUAGGAGUAGGCCUCUCACCUCCAGAACAUCUUUCAGCGUUUGGGCCUAUUGUUGAUGGAAUCGCGGUGCCUCGUGAACCUGCUCAGCUUAUGGAGGAACAUGGACCGAUGGCGCUGUUUCGAAACUAUGCCAUGCUUGCCGCACUAGCUGGAUCUGAGACACACGUUCUUGUAUCAGCCAUGGAGGACCGCUACGGCAUGGACGUGGAUAGAAGAGAACGGGUCUUACGUACGCUGGUGCGCAAUUUGUUCAGCUUUCACCAGCAAGAAAUCUACUUGACGGUUCUUAACGAGUAUACAGAUUGGUCCGCUUCUUUGCCACCUCAUCCUCUCAAUAUACUGGAUGGUACAUUGGAGGCAGUAUCAGACGCAUUAGUGGUUGCACCCCUGAUCAGAACGGCUCAGCUCCAUUCGAAGCUCAAAGGUACUUCAACCUAUGUAGGUGUAUUUGGAAAUCGUCAUCGGCGCAUUCGAGAAGAAGUCGAUCUGAUGGGCGAUAGCGUUCGAAGUCCGACAAAUGGCGAGGAUUAUUUAGCAUAUGUUUUUGGUGCACCUCUGGUAAACCAACUCGGCGGUUUCGGAUCAAACUACACACCUGAAGAGGAAGCAAUCUCAGAAGCUUCCAUUGAGUACUGGACCAGUUUCGCUAGAGAUGGGUAUCCUUCACUUGCUGAGCCGACCUUGUCGCAAGACAGUGAAUCAGCAGCCGAAAGAGUAUCUUCUGCAGAUGGAAGAUCAAAGACGAUCAUAAAGAAUUCUGGGAUAGAUCUAUCAAGACAUCUGGGAGACGAGGUUAAAGGAAACAGUAACAAGCAUUGGCCACCUUACGAUCUGGCUCAACAAAAGUUCAUGCAAAUCACUGUCGCUAACCAACCACCGGCAAUCAGGGAUCACUAUAGGGCGCAUCGGCUUGCAUUGUGGACCCAUCUAAUUCCGCAGCUCCACAGGUCGGGUGGGCCAGAUGUCAGCCCCUUACAUCAUCUUCUCGACGAUCACGAUGAUCCCCGUAGCUACGAAGGCCAAGUUAUCAUCGACCCACGCUCAAGACACGUGCCGGCUGGAUCGACAGGUGGUGAGGUGCGACAUCACCCUGGAGCAGAAGGCUUAGAAACAAAGUCGAAUGAUACCAGUGAAGUUGUUGGUGCAGGAGCAAGCGCCGCCAGCGGUGGCUCCGGUGGUCUCGGAGGGUUUGGGUUCGACUCCCUGUUGCUGCCGGCUGGGGCUGUGGCCUCCUCGUCCGCGCUGAGUAUCACACUCGCCGUAGGAUGCUGCCUAUUAUUUUUGAACGCUUUGAUAUUUGCUGGAGUCUAUUACCAAAGGGACAAGACAGCACGACUUCUGCACGAGGCCGCCAAUACCAAGGAGCAGAAUGUUGACGAUAAACCAAAGGUGUCAACAGCAACAAAGAUUGUAGACACGACGGGCGGGCCUAAGUCGAAUUUAAUGGCCGCAGUGGUUGACGGUAACAAGGCUGCACUGCGUUCCGCGCCAAGCGGUUGCAGUCUGGUAUCAAUGACAUCACUAGGAACCUGUGGGGCGGCUGUGCGUUUGAAUAGCGCCGACUCAAGUGAACAACAGCACGAGCGGGAAGCGAUCUGCGAUAGUUUGACAACGUCGAUGUUGGCAGGUCACACAUGUAUGCAUACCCAUAGCCAGAAACAGUGUGUUCAUGAGUGCCCUAGCCAUAUGAGUGCUCGUAUGCAACAGCAACAGCUACACGACGCAAGAGGGAUGCAUCAUCAGCACGAUCUCGUUCAGGCCCAUCGAACGAUUGGAAUAACCAGUCAGGCUGGACAAACGGCCACACUGAACGUGGCUAGCGUACAUGGGCACAAACAUCUGAUUGUCAAGACGCAGAUGCCUAGCAACCCACAGCAGCAGAAUGUCCUGCAGGACCAGCAGCAGAAUGUCCUGCAGGACCACCAGCAGCAGCAGCAGCAGGCGGGGACCGGCACUGCUACAGUAGCAGCUGCUGCAAAUCUGAAGAGUUUGAUGAAAGAGGGUAGCUGCGCCCUUUCACUUGGCGCUAGCCCCGAUCUAACCAUAAAUGUGUCCAGCUUCGGUGGUACCGGAGCCACCUGCCCUAGCAUAUCAGCACAUCAGCACCAUCAGCCAUACCAACAACAACAGCAGCAUCUCGAACUUAAUAUGCAAUUUCAAAAGCAAACAGCACAACAUAAACAGAUCGAGCUGCAUAACCAGCGAAUGUUACAUUUGUCAGAACAGACGCAGUUACAUCUUGAAGAUCUCAUUGAGCAGCACGACACGAUUGCUACUGUCGGGUGCAGACCCGUCGAAUAUGUCGGCACAUCAACUGGUGAUUAAGGAAAAAUGGGAACAUCGGAUGCAUCGUUUGAUGAUAAUGGACACGAUCUGUUACAGUACGGACAUUGCUUGUUGACACGGUUUUGUUUGAAGGAGAAGGACGUUUUAGUCUACAAGGAAAAUGUGUGCGUAACUGAAGUUCGUAACGUAUCGUAUUAUUAAAAAUUGGACAUAAGAACUAUAUAUGAAACGUUUGUACAUUAGUACCAAAGAGCAGUAAUGUAAACCCGCUCUGAUGGCAUCGAAACUCCGGAGAAUAUUAUCCAGUUUCUGUAUGUAUUCGGAAAUAGAGGGAAAUGUGCAGACGUGAUUACGCUCAAUUGCUUGUGAAUACAAAAUACAACUGAGUGAAGCAAAGAUGAACUGUAAUCGCUGCUUUAUAAGGCGUCCCUACGGCUUUAUGUGACACACGUCGUCAAAAGGUCGAACACUGAACAUUUUAAGCGCGAAUUUUUAUGCUGCAAGUAUUUGCAAAGCUAACCCUACCGCCCAAAUGUACAUAUAAUCCAUAUCGAGUCUUAGUAACAACGAGAUAGGUGUAAAUAAAAACGUAAC
Molecule: messenger RNA, 3678 nt
Organism: Varroa destructor (honeybee mite)
Lineage: Eukaryota; Metazoa; Arthropoda; Arachnida; Mesostigmata; Varroidae
Product: neuroligin-1-like
Source: RefSeq, a predicted model, not a curated record